Molecule: messenger RNA, 636 nt
Organism: Balearica regulorum gibbericeps (East African grey crowned-crane)
Lineage: Eukaryota; Metazoa; Chordata; Aves; Gruiformes; Gruidae
Source: RefSeq, a predicted model, not a curated record
GAACGUUUCCACCCGCUGCAGAAGAUGGACACCAACAGGAUCGUCAGCUGGGGCGGCCAGGGCCCGGGGAGCUGGGGUAGGACUGCGGGCAGGCUCUCCAUCGGCCCCGGCAGUACCCGGAGGAAGGAGCUGAAGGAAAUCCUCCUGCAGAGCAAUAGCCCUGGCAGCACCAUGCGGUUUGCCACCACUCAGAAGACAUCCAAUGGCAGCAGGAUCUCCCUGGACCUCGAUCCCAGCCUGCUGACCAGGAGAGACUUUGUGACGGGCUUCACCGCUCUCCACUGGCUUGCCAAGCAUGGCCACCAUGAGAACUUCAUUCAGGGACACGAGCUGCUCAUCAAAGUGCUGGUGGGAGCUUACGGGGCGGACACCAGCCGCAGGGACCACAACGGGCGCAAGGCUUGGCAGUACCUGAGGGCAGACACCUCCAGGGAGCUGAAGGAGCUGGCGGGGGCCUCGGAGGAGGACUUGGUCCAGCUGCGCUCUCACAACACCAACAACAACUGUAAGUCAUCCAGAGAGGCCAGGGCAGGGCGGGACUGCGUGGACUCCAGGGCCGAGGGGAAGCGCUCCUGGAGCCUGUCGACCCUCCGGGACUUUGUCAGACAGGCGUUCACUUUCUUCCAAGAGCAAUGA